Syngnathus typhle (broad-nosed pipefish) is the source of this 1600-nucleotide messenger RNA. Its product is annotated as integrin-linked protein kinase-like. The coding region runs from base 46 to 1404 and encodes 452 amino acids. The transcript is spliced from 12 exons. Gene Ontology annotation, molecular function: protein kinase activity; protein binding; ATP binding. Gene Ontology annotation, biological process: cell-matrix adhesion; substrate adhesion-dependent cell spreading; integrin-mediated signaling pathway. The record is from RefSeq and is a predicted model, not a curated record. Lineage: Eukaryota; Metazoa; Chordata; Actinopteri; Syngnathiformes; Syngnathidae. Gene Ontology annotation, cellular component: stress fiber; focal adhesion.
GUCCCAGACUCCAAACGGGAUUUCAAGAAGCAGCCCAGUGUAAACAUGGAUGAUAUCUUCACACUAUGUCGAGAGGGUAACUCGGUGGCGGUUCGCCUGUGGUUGGACAACACAGAGAAUGACCUCAAUUUAGGGGAUGACCACGGCUUCAGCCCGCUGCACUGGGCCUGCCGGGAGGGGCGCAGUGGCCUAGUGGACAUGCUCAUCAUGAGGGGCGCCCGCAUCAACGUCAUGAACCGUGGCGAUGACACCCCUUUGCAUCUGGCAUCCAGCCACGGCCACGCAGACAUUGUGGCCAAGUUAAUUCAGUGCAAGGCGGACCCCAACACGGUCAACGAGCACGGCAACACGCCGCUGCACUACGCAUGCUUCUGGGGACAAGAGGCAGUAGCACAGGAUCUGGUGGUGAGCGGCGCUCAGGUGUGUAUGUGCAACCGGUACGGGCAGACACCACUGGAUAAGGCCAAGCCUCAUCUCAGGCAACUGCUUCAAGAAAAGGCAGAAAAACUGGGACAGAGUUUGACCAAGGUUCCUUACAAGGAAACCUUCUGGAAGGGCACCAUGAGGACCAGGCCUCGUAACGGCACCCUCAACAAGCAGGCGGGCAUUGAUUACAAACAACUUUCACUGCUGGCCAAAAUCAAUGAAAACCACUCAGGAGAGAGUUGGCAGGGUCGCUGGCAGGGUGACGAGGUGGUGGUGAAGGUGCUGCAGGUGAGGGAUUGGAGCACAAGGAAGAGCCGAGACUUCAGCGAGGAGCAUCCCAAAUUACGGAUCUUCUCCCACCCCAACAUCCUGCCAGUUCUGGGAGCGUGUCAGUCCCCCCCGGCCCCUCACCCCAUCAUCAUCAGCCCUCACAUGCCGUACGGAUCUCUCUACAACCUUCUCCACCAGGGCACCACUCUGGUGGUAGACCAAAGCCAAGCGGUCAAGUUUGCGUUGGACAUCGCCAGCGCCAUGACCUUUCUCCACACGCUAGAGCCAUUGGUGGCAAGGCUGUACCUCAACAGCAGACACGUCAUGAUUGAUGAAGACAUGACUGCUAGGAUAAGCAUGGCGGAUGCCAAAUUCUCCUUCCAGUGUGCCGGGCGCAUGUACUCUCCGGCCUGGAUGGCCCCAGAAGCUCUCCAGAAGCGCUCGGAAGACAUCAACAGGAGAUCGGCCGACAUGUGGAGUUUCUCCGUACUCCUGUGGGAGCUGGUAACCAGGGAGGUACCAUUUGCCCACCUCUCGCCCAUGGAGAUUGGCAUGAAGGUGGCCUUGGAGGGCCUGCGCCCGACCAUCCCACCAGGGAUCUCGCCUCACAUUUGCAAGCUGAUGAAGCUGUGCAUGAACGAGGACCCCGCCAAGAGGCCCAAGUUUGACAUGAUUGUGCCCAUCUUGGAAAAAAUGCAAGACAAAUAACCCGUGCUCAGCUGCUGUACAGUCACUUCAAACACACAUUUGACAGUAAAAAUAUAUCUGUUACAGUCUUAGCUUUUGCUUUUUUAAUUCAUGGUUGGAGAAUUGAAUGGCCUACAUAGCGAACAUAGAAGAAAUGUAUGUAAAGCCAACGCCGUAACAAAACCAUUGCAAUAAAAGUUUUAUAUUUAUGACAAAA